Molecule: messenger RNA, 225 nt
Organism: Dama dama (fallow deer)
Lineage: Eukaryota; Metazoa; Chordata; Mammalia; Artiodactyla; Cervidae
Gene: TAC4
Product: tachykinin precursor 4
Exons: 3
Coding region: 1-225 (74 amino acids)
Source: RefSeq, a predicted model, not a curated record
AUGCUGCUCUGCGUCACCUUGCUUCUCCUCCUGGGGCUGUCUGCAUGCACUGUGGCAGGUGACAAGGAACUGGCAGUCGAUGCUGAAGUGGGCUCCUGGGAAGAUGUCAUCCCCAGCAUCCUACUUCAGCUCCGGGACGUGAAGAAGGGCAAAGCGAGCCAGUUCUUUGGGCUAAUGGGGAAGCAGGUAGGAGGCAAAGAGGAUGAGAACCGUGGGUCAGAGUGA